AUGUCAAUUAUCCCAACGACGAACCCCUUGGAGGAAAACUCUUCCCUUGCACUGCCACAACUGUCACGGGAGAACCCCUUGUUCGUGAGCAAAGACGUGGAUUGGAAGGAGACGGCAGAAGCGGACGUGUUCAGGGCUGAUAUGACGGGUCUGAACAAAGAGGAGGUGAAGGUUGAAGUUAAAGAAGGCGGUGUGCUUCAGAUAAGCGCCGAGAGGAGCGUACAAAGGGAAGAAAACAACGGUAAUGCCAUGCACCACGUCGAGUGCGCCACUGGAAGAUUCUCCAGGAGCUUCACUCUUCCUGCUAAUGCUAGAAUGGAUCAGCUCAAAGCUUCCAUCGACAAUGGGGUUCUAACUGUCACUAUCCCCAAAAACGACCUCAACCUAUUGCAUGCUGUUUCCAAUUGA
Arachis stenosperma is the source of this 408-nucleotide messenger RNA. RefSeq names its product 18.5 kDa class I heat shock protein-like. The record is from RefSeq and is a predicted model, not a curated record. The transcript has a single exon. Gene Ontology annotation, biological process: response to salt stress; response to heat; response to hydrogen peroxide. Lineage: Eukaryota; Viridiplantae; Streptophyta; Magnoliopsida; Fabales; Fabaceae. The coding region runs from base 1 to 408 and encodes 135 amino acids.